Molecule: messenger RNA, 2254 nt
Organism: Mytilus trossulus (common blue mussel)
Lineage: Eukaryota; Metazoa; Mollusca; Bivalvia; Mytilida; Mytilidae
Product: deoxynucleoside triphosphate triphosphohydrolase SAMHD1-like
Exons: 17
Coding region: 106-1947 (613 amino acids)
Biological process (GO): regulation of innate immune response; defense response to virus; dGTP catabolic process
Cellular component (GO): nucleus
Molecular function (GO): dGTPase activity; protein binding
Source: RefSeq, a predicted model, not a curated record
CAACUUACACCUAUAUUGUGUGUGUAGUAUUAAUUUCCGAAUUGGACCAUAAUCAUGAAGUUUACAAACAGAAAAUAGCAGAAAUAUAAGCAACAAAAUACUGUAAUGGGCAAAAAACGGAAAUCCAGAUCCGAAGGAGUUUCUGGUACAAAGAGGAACAGAUCUGAUGUCUCAUUAAGUGAAUCUGUGAAGGAAGAAGAAUCUCAGUCUUUAACUUCUGCAAGUCUUUCUGUUAGAGAGGUAUACGAAACAUGGACAGUAGAAGAUGUAGCCAUGACAUUAGAAGAACAUUCUUUAGAUAAUGCAGCCAAAGUAUUCAGAGGGGAAGGUAUAUCUGGAAAAGUGUUGCAGAUGUUAAAUGUCCAACGACUUGAGAAAAUGGGCAUAAUCAAAAUGGGGGAAAGAUUAGAAAUAAUGAAAGUCAUUUUGGAAAUCACAGGAACUAAAAAUUUAGAGGAUCAAACCAUAAAUACUAAGAUAGAUGUAGAAGAACAUAAGAAAAAGAUAUUUAAUGAUCCCGUCAAUGGACAUACAGAAGUUCAUCCACUUUGUAUCAAAAUAAUAGAUACUCCACAAUUUCAGCGACUGAGGGAUUUAAAACAAUCCGGGACAUGCUAUUUUGUUUAUCCUGGUGCAACGAACAAUAGAUUUGAACAUUGUAUUGGGGUAUGUUAUCUUGCCGGACAGCUAGCUCGUAUGUUACAGAAGAGACAACCAGAACUGAAUAUAACAAAUAAAGAUAUUUUGUGUGUAGAAAUAGCGGGCCUGUGUCAUGAUUUAGGUCAUGGCCCAUUUUCACAUCUAUUCGAUUCUAAGUUCAUACCAGUAGUAAGACCCACUUCAAAAUGGAAGCAUGAAGAUGCAUCCGUAAUGAUGUUUGAUUAUUUGAUUAAGAAACAUAAUCUUAUGGUAGAAUUUAAGAAGUAUGACGUGAAAAACCAAGAUAUCACAUUCAUUAAAGAACAGAUUGAAGGCCCUAAACAAAAUGGUGAACAAACUGCAGGUCGUAAGAAAAAUGAAAGUGUUUGGCCAUACCUUGGUAGAGAUCAAAGUAAAGGCUUUUUGUAUGAGAUAGUAGCCAACAAACGGAAUGGUAUUGAUGUUGAUAAAUGGGAUUACUUUGCAAGAGAUUGCUAUGGUUUGGGAAUAAAAAAUACUUUUGACCACAACAGAUUCAUGAAGUUUGCAAGAGUUUUGGAAGUGGAAGGUGAAUACCAGAUCUGUUCCAGAGAUAAGGAAGCAGAAACAUUAUACGGUAUGUUUCAAAUACGAGCAACACUACAUAGGAGAGCCUAUCAGCAUAGAGUUUGUGAUGCUAUAGAAGCCAUGGUAACAGAUGCAUUUAUUGCCGCUGACCAUAAAGGUAUAAUUCCAGGCAAAGACGGAAAUUUGAAGAAGUUAUCUGAGUGCAUUGACGAUCCUGAAGCAUACACAAAUCUUUCCGACAGCAUUUUUCAUGUGAUACUUUUGUCUGUUGAUGAGGACCUUGAAAAGUCAAGAAAAAUAUUACAAAGAAUCAUGCAUCGACAAUUGUAUGCUUGUGUUGGAGAAACUACCCCAACUGAAGGCGAAACAUAUGACAAAUCUUCACAAAUCAUGUCUGAAAUAAUGUCAAAUAUACCUCCGGAGUCCAAAGGUAAACUACUGGAUGAUGACCUUUAUGUUGAUUUAGUGUACCUUGAUUACGGAAGUAAAUCUCAAAACCCCAUGACCAAUGUCAGAUUUUAUAAUAAACGAGAUGUGACAAAACCAGUUCGUAUUGUCAAAAAUCAGGUAUCACUGAUGUUGCCUAAUGUGUUUUCUGAGCAAAUCGUUAGACUGUAUUGCAAGAAAAGUGACAGAGAAAGCUUGAAAAUAGCAAGUCAUUGUUUUAAGAAAUGGUGUGACGAUAAUAACCUUUUCUUACAGAUGAAAGUCCAAGAAGAAAAACUGGUUAAGAAUGAAUGACUAUUAAAACUGACAAUUGUGAACAGAGUAGACGAAAUCAUGGUUCAUUUUUUUGAUUUUCUCUCUCAAUUCAAUUUCAUAUAUCUUGCAGCAAAAAAUCAGAAAAUAUCCAAAAUGUUUCUUAAACAUGGAACAUAAUAGUGAAUUUGUUUAUUUCUACUGUACAAGUCAGGAAUGUGACAGUUGUUUUACAUUCGUAUGAUUUGUUUCAGACAGUUUUGCCAUGAUGUUGCCAUUUAUUAAGACAAAGGCGGAUCCAGGGGGACUCUGCGAAAAAAAUCGUUGAAUAUAUAGGGAAUAACUGAAG